AUGGCGGCGACCGUCGAGGAGCCGCGGCCGCACGACGGCACGUGUGACGAGUGCGCGCCCGGCGAGGCGCGGGUGGGCGGGCCGGCGGCUUCUGCUGCUGCGGCCGCCACGCCGAGGCGCACGGGCGCCGCUCCCCCGCGCACCCGCGGGCCGGCCGCCGCGCCCCGGGAGCCCGCCGGGCUCAGCCCCGGGAGCAGCAGCAGCAGGAGGAGGAGACAGGAGGAGGAGGAGGAGGACCAGGAGGAGGAGGAGGACCCGGAGGAGGAGGAGGAGGAGGACCAGGAGGAGGAGGAGGACCCGGAGGAGGAGGAGGAGGAGGAGGAAGAUGAGGAGGAGGAGGAGGAGGAAGAGGAGCAGCAGCAGCAGCAGCGCAGCCCAGGGGGAGUGCAGGCCACCGGGGACACGGAGGAGGGCCCGAAGGAGCGCCACUUGGCCCCGGAGAUGGAGGUGGAGGCCGAGGGAGUGGCCCGCGGCACGUGCCCCGAGCUCGAGCUGGACCUGAGCGCCUACUACCGGCAGGACCAGCAGCUCAUCUGCACCCUGUGCCCCGUGGUCGGGGCGCACCGCGGCCACCGGCUCGCCACCCUCCACGAGGCCUUCGAAGAGCGGCGAAGCAAAGACUCAGGCAGACUGAAAGCAGCGGUGAUAGAAUUGGUCGAAAGAUUGAGGUUCAAGAGCUCAGACCCCAACGUAUCUCGAGACCAGAUGAAGGUAUUUAUACAGCAGGAAUUUAACAAAGUUCAGAAAGUAAUUGCUACUGAGGAGCAGAGGACACUUCAUCUAGUGAACAUACAGGAAGCAAUGGACACAGCUCAUGUUACUGAGAUUCUGGCUGACAUUCAAUCUCACAUGUAUAGGUUGAUGACCCAGAUGGCCAAAGUCAAGGAACAACAAAAUACCUCUAAUAAAGCAGCUGAACUUUAUUAA
Molecule: messenger RNA, 927 nt
Organism: Sorex araneus (European shrew)
Lineage: Eukaryota; Metazoa; Chordata; Mammalia; Eulipotyphla; Soricidae
Gene: TRIM44
Product: tripartite motif containing 44
Exons: 4
Coding region: 1-927 (308 amino acids)
Source: RefSeq, a predicted model, not a curated record